Rhinichthys klamathensis goyatoka is the source of this 1756-nucleotide messenger RNA. RefSeq names its product arginine/serine-rich coiled-coil 2 (gene rsrc2). NCBI's taxonomy places the organism in Eukaryota, Metazoa, Chordata, Actinopteri, Cypriniformes, Leuciscidae. The record is from RefSeq and is a predicted model, not a curated record. The coding region runs from base 575 to 1576 and encodes 333 amino acids. The transcript has 9 exons.
GCAAAUGACGCUGAGUUCGGGUUGGAAACCUGCAAAACAUCCAGGAGCUCGAAGCAUUGUUCACGGUCCAGAUCGCGCUCAGUGGAGCGGAAGCGCAAGUCAGGAGACAAGAGACACAGAAGAAGCCACAGCAGAAGCAAAGAGGUAACUAAUUUUAGUCCAUUGAUGUCAUGUAGACCUAAAUUAAACUGGUCACAUCAUCAUCAGUAGUUUUACAGCUGGCAUUUCUAGUUUUAGCCGGUGGUAAGUAUGCAGCUUAGACAGUAAGAAAUGAAAUGCCAGACUGAGAGGAAAAGCACUGAUAUAAUCACAAGUGCAUGUAAUAUUAAAUAAUAUUCAUGUUGAUAACAGAUGGAGAGAAAUGUCUGUUUGGGAGCUUUUUUAACGUCCUGUAUUUUAGAUCAUAUGAUAACAUUUGUAUAAUAAAUUACACUCAGCGUGCUAAUGCACGAAGAGACACUCUGAACAGAAGACGCUGCUGACAGAUAGCAAAAUUAUAUGCCUACUACCUGGACAGGCACGGAAGAAAGACUCUGAGAAAGCUCUGAAAUGUCAGAGUGGAUCAGAGGAGCAGAUGGAGAUGUCAGAUAAAGGCCGAGACAGGCUGUCUGAAGAAGUGGAGGAACGACAUCGCAGAAAAGACAAGAAGUCCUCCAGACCGAGAAGCCUAUCAAGAUCACGUUCAAAGGAAAGACGACAUCACGGUCGAAACUGGGACAAAAGAAGAUCUCGCUCACGCAGUGGUGAACGGCGAUCGAGGAGUCGCGAGAAAAAGAGACGGGCCAGGUCUCGCUCAAACUCCAGAAGCAAACACAGACAUCACAGCAGGAGCCGGAGCAAGAGCAGGGAGAAGAAGAAGAGGACAGAGAAAGCGCGGAGAAAAAGUCGCAGUCGGUCAGUUAGCCCUGUGACCUUCAGGGGUAGAAACACAGCCAUGGAUGCUCAGGAAGCAUUGGCUAGAAGGUUGGAGAGAGCAAAGAAGCUUCAAGAACAGAAAGAAAAAGAAUUGUUGGAGAAACGGCAACAAGAGCAAGCAGCAGCGGCUGCUCCACCGUUGAGUGAUCCGGUCACCACUGCUCCCAGUCCAGCGCUGAACGUCGCAGCUCUGCUGGCCUCGGGCACACAGGUCACUCCCCAGAUCGCAAUGGCAGCUCAGAUGGCAGCGCUUCAGGCCAAGACGCUGGCCGAGACUGGCAUUGCUGUGCCAAGCUACUACAAUCCCUCAGCGGUCAACCCAAUGAAGUUUGCCGAGCAGGAAAAGAAGAGGAAAAAGUUGUGGCAGGGGAAGAAAGAAGGGGACAAGUCACAGACAGCUGAGCUUUGGGAGAAGCUGAAUUUUGGCAAUAAAGACCAAAAUGUGAAGUUUCGCAAGCUUAUGGGAAUUAAAGGUGAAGAGGAAGGCACUUCAUCAGGAGCUACUAACGAAGAAGGUCUUAAAACCUUGCAGCAGCAGGAAGAGAUGUUUCGCAACCUGGACGUCCAGUACGAGAUGGCCCGCUCACAGACACACACGCAGAGGGGAAUGGGCCUUGGUUUCUCCUCCUCUUUUUCAUCAAGGGGCAUGGAUGCUGUCUGAACAUUCUGUACUUGUGCUUCUCGUCUCUGUAAAUUCUGGCCGGUGUUGCCCCUGUAAAUCUGGUUUGUACGUGCUUGUAGAGAAUGCUGGUGCAUUAGCUUGCAUGUAUAAUUCAUCAGACCUGUUGUUUUAUUCAUUUUGCAAAAUUCACAUGUAAAUACAGUUGAUUGCACAAACAUA